AUGAACUCUAGUGGGACAACAACGUUCGACUCCACCGCGUUCUCCCCGACGUGGGUGAGCCGUCCGGCAUGGCACGUCGUCGUGGCCUUGGUGGUCGCGUACGGAGCUUCACUGCUUGUGUACAACUUGUACUUCCAUCCUCUGGCCGAAUACCCUGGGCCAUGGCUCGGUCGCGCAUCGCUGCUAUGGCGUUUCAUCCACACGACCACGGGUCGCAUCCAUCUCGAUGUUGAGAAGCUUCAUCGCAAGUAUGGCCCCGUCGUGCGCGUCUCCCCCAACGAGCUCUCGUUCGGCUCGACCGAGUCCUGGAAAGCCGUCUAUGGCCACUCCAACGCCGAGCGCCCGACCCCGGUGAAGGCGCCGUUCUACGAGAUCUUUGGCGCGGGCUUCAAGAGCCUGUGCAUCGGCAGCGAGCGCGACCCCAAGCGCCACGGCGAAAUGCGCAAGAUGCUGUCGUCCGCCUUCUCGCAGCGGUCGCUGCUCGACCAGGAGCACAUCGUGAGCCAAAAGAUUGACGACUUCGUCAACAUCAUCGGCCAGAAGGGCGGGCCGGGCUCGGAGGGCAUCAACAUGACCAAGUGGUACGAGAUGGUCUCGUUCGACAUCCUCGGAGAGAUGGCCUUUGGCGAGUCCUUUCACAGUCUGGAAGACGGGAAACCGCACUUUUGGUCCGAUAUGAUCGAAGAGCACCUUUACUUCAUCACCCUCAUCGAUAACCUGAGCCGUCUGGGGAUUGCCCGACUUUUGAAGACAUUGAUACCCUCCAUGCUUCUAGUGCAGAACAAGAACUCCCAGUACAGUCGAGAAAAAGUAGACAGGAUCUUGGAGCAUGACAAUCCUCGCAAGGACUUCAUCAGCUUGCUCGUGGAUAGAGUCCGGGAGGGCACCGUCGACAAGGAAGAGAUGACGGCGCAUGUUUCCACACUGACCGUCGCGGGAGGCGAAACAGUCUCGACCUUCCUCGCGGGAACGACGUCUUUCCUGCUGCAGCAUCCUGAUACCCUGAGCCGGCUCCAAGAAGAGAUCCGCGGCGCGUUCCCCUCGUACGAGUCGAUCACUGCGCAGAAAGCCCAGCAGUUGCCCUACCUGCAGGCCGUCAUCAACGAGGGUCUGCGGCUCUACCCUCCCGGCUCCCAGGGCUUUCCGCGCGUGUCCCCCGGAUUCCAGAUUCACGGCCGUUAUGUUCCGGCGGGGACGGAGAUAUACACCAGCGCGUGGGCGGUCACCCACGACCCCGACAACUUCAGCGACCCCAUGUCGUUCAAGCCGGAGAGGUGGCUCGACCCGGACAGCAAGGACGUCAAGGAGGCCAGCCAGCCCUUCUCCCUGGGGCCGCGAGGCUGCCUCGGCAGGAACUUUGCGUACAUGGAAGUCAAUCUCAUCUUGGCCAAGAUGCUUCAGAAGUACGAUCUCGAGCUUGUCAACAGAGACGUUGACUUUAUUGGCGAGGGCCGCGUGUUUGUGAUGUGGUGGAAGCCGACGCUGACGGUCAAAUUUCACGAAAGGUCCACGCUCUGA
Molecule: messenger RNA, 1518 nt
Organism: Colletotrichum higginsianum IMI 349063
Lineage: Eukaryota; Fungi; Ascomycota; Sordariomycetes; Glomerellales; Glomerellaceae
Product: Benzoate 4-monooxygenase cytochrome p450
Exons: 9
Coding region: 1-1518 (505 amino acids)
Molecular function (GO): iron ion binding; monooxygenase activity; oxidoreductase activity, acting on paired donors, with incorporation or reduction of molecular oxygen
Source: RefSeq, a predicted model, not a curated record